Haliotis rufescens (red abalone) is the source of this 1587-nucleotide messenger RNA. Its product is annotated as cilia- and flagella-associated protein HOATZ-like. The record is from RefSeq and is a predicted model, not a curated record. The transcript has 4 exons. NCBI's taxonomy places the organism in Eukaryota, Metazoa, Mollusca, Gastropoda, Lepetellida, Haliotidae. Gene Ontology annotation, biological process: cilium assembly. The coding region runs from base 106 to 639 and encodes 177 amino acids.
ACCGACACACUGCUAAAACAAGGGGACAGGCUGGGUUUUUUUCUAGUGUUGUGCAAUACGCGAAAUCAUUCAUACGAACAAGUUACCUCCCUUAGAUGGUUGUUGAUGACAACAAACAUGGCGUUGAAACUUGUGGACUGCACGAAAGGCGAGGACAGAGUGACGUUUUCUGAUUCAUUACCAGAAGAUAUUGCAUAUGCUAAAACAUUUUGGCAAUCUUUGCAACUUUUACCACCAAUGGAGUCCAGAUUAGUGUCGAGCGACAUCAAACAACGUUUGAAGAAGGCACCUUCUGCGUAUCAAGGAGUAAGCCGAGGACACAGGGCACACAUGCAACCAAUAGUCGUACAAGACUUUCUCUCCCGAGCACGAACGAUGGAGACCAUGGAAGAGUACGAGCGCUUGAGGCGCCUGGCUUCUGCACGGGAUGAAGACCGGGAGACACUCAGUCGCAGGAGGACAGAGAGGAUGAAGAAAGAGGAAAUCUCCCGGAACCACGUGUCUUCUCAGUCGCGGAGGCGAGAACAGACAGUAUUCAAGAUGAGUGAUGAUGAAGAGCAGGAGGAGGAUGUGGGCAAACUGAUGCAGGAUCUUGACGAUUUUGACAAGAGCAAAGGCCAUGCCUCUGACUCUGACUGAAACAAACCCUGUCAUUGUCAUGGCAACAGUUCACUGAUAAACAAUAACAUAUUCUAAGAUUCAUGUAAAAUCUUGCUAGACAAUAUGGUUUAUUUGAGUCUAUAGUUGAUCAUUUUACUAAUAUAUCAUUUUAUUGUCAAACAAUUAUCAUAAAGACUUUAGUAUGACCAUUUUCAAUUACCAGUAUGAGUCAUGUUAUGAUUCAAAUUAUUGUUUAAUAUUGUAAACAACUGACAGAUGACUCAUAGUUUACAAGGGGUAAGUUUUUGCAAUACAACAUGUAUUGUGUGAUACAAAAUGUCAUCCAUAUACCUUUGCUCUCAAAAUGUGUUAUCGUCAUAAUAUGGCUGAAAUAUUGCUGAUGUGUCGUUAAACUUAACUCACUCACUCAAAAUGUGUUGAGAAGUUAUGUCUAUUUUGUAAGUGAGGGGAGUUCUGGUACAGUGCCUUUAUUGUAUAUGUAAACAUACGUUGUGAGCACUCUGAGCUACCUAUGAUCCCUAAUGGGUUUUAUCCACUGUGGAGUCAAGUCGGUUGUUCUGACACCCUAGUCUAGAAAGAGGCUUCGCCAUUGUUAACACCCAUUUAUUUGAAAUGGACAUGUUGGUUUUUAUUUCAUUUUAACAGAGUUCAGCUGGUGUUGACUCUAACAUUACUAUUGGUACUUUGAUUUACCAAAUAUUUGUUCCCAGUAUUAGUUGAAAAAAAUGCUAUGUUCAUAACAUUUAGAUGUAAGUAUUGGAUGAUGAUGUUGCUGCAAUGGUCCAUGAAAGGGACCUGUAGAAGAUAUUUAUUUAUCAUGUACAUUGAUAUCAAUAAUUUGAUAUUCAUAUAAUAUGUAUAUAUGAUGUAGAUCAAACUUUGAUCCCACAACAGUUUGUUUUGUUUGGAUGUGUUCCUCAUAGUGUGAAAGACUGACAGAAUGUUUAAUAAAAAAAAUGAAACAAA